CGUCACAGGUCGUUUCGUUCUCUAGUCUACCUAGGUAGUGCAGUAGUAGCCCUCUGCAGCACCUCUCCACCCGUGCUGUCUGCUUUCUGCACGCUGCUUCCAAUUUUGUUCUCUUGUUCACAACGAACACAACCUCACAAUUCCACACCCUCUUUCCUUCUUCUCAACAACGUCACGCCAAAGUGGAAGAAAUCGAGGCUUGACCGAGGUCGCUUCCAGGUUCCCUCGGCGCCUUUUUUUUUUCUCUCUCUCCCACAUCUACCUUUCUUCGUCCCCAGUAUCGAUCACCCUCGCCUCGGAAUUCCAAUUCGUUGAAUUUGCGACCAUUCCCAUUUCCCUUCUGGCCACCCACCCUCCUUCGUAAUUCACCCAUCCUCCACCCCCCAAUUCCUGAUCUCCUCUUCUCCUCCACAUCUUCCCACCCCAAUCCCUCCACCUUUCAGCCUGCGAACUCGACGAGGAAAAGGUUACCAUUUACGUACCAGGACGCUAAAAGAGCUUGGACCGCGCAGCGCACGCCAAAGGACCAGUCUGGAUUGGAAAGCCCAGGACAAAGAAACCUCUUCCCCUCUUCUUCCUGCUUGUCUUUCCGCAGUCCUUCGAUUGUCACAAUCAACCACGACCCGACGACCGCUCUUCUUCUCCUGCCGUCUCGGAGGCUCUGACCCUACGACCUUUCGACAGACCCCGAUAAUGAUAAUGUCUUGACGCUCUAAGGCUCCUUGAUCACCAGCCCGUCCUCGCGCAACCGUUCUCUUUUCGUCCGAUCUCGAUACCCACGAGGCUCCUCAUUGCGACUUGUGUGUCGACCAGCAACCACUUCAACCGGCGCUCUUCAUCUGCGCAUUCACAUAAUUCAUUUCUACCUCGCUGCCCGGCGCCAUUGUCUUGGGCACAGGCUUGAUUGUUUUCCUUCGGGUGGGAUCACAGUCACAAGUCGAUUACAGUUGGGGAAAGGAAGGAGGAUUCAGCAGUGCUGUCCCGGCUUACCCUCAAAUUUGGCUGUUAACCAACACUUACGGCCUUAUUGAUUCAUCCGUCUUCGUUCUUAUUUUUUUUUUCCAAUCACCAGGAGCGGAUAUCUACAAGUUUCUCACUUGUUUUUUUUUUCGGACAAGCUUAACUGACAGGAUCCUUUUCUGCGAUAUCGACAUCGACAUCGUGGUUCGCGACUGGACCGCAGCAAGCGAGGGUCAAGUCCAGGCCCACACCAACACGACGGCCACAGCUGGCCUGUUUGCACACACCAGGUAUCGAACAUGCCUUCGGCCACGACGCGGCGGUUGUAUGAGGAUCAGAUCCCAUCUUUUAUGUCCGUGUAUGACCUGGGCCCAGAGAGCAUGGACCAACAAAGUGCCAUCACCGUGGUCGACCCGCAGUCAGUGAUGCACCUCGAGUCCGAAAAACUACCCGGUGACACACAGCCAGCCCAACUACGAUCAAAUGCAAUGCAUGCGGAUGCUGCCCACAACCAUCACAACAGCACGUCAAGCCGAGCAACCGAGUCGGCUGAAUCAUCGCCUACUACGACUGUGUCUUGUACGGAUUCUUCAGAUCUUUCCGAUCCGUCUCCGUCAUCUUCCCCGGACUCGCCAGUGAACCUAAUACCUCUUUCCACCUUGGCGCCAAUGCAACCCUUCACCAGUGACUUGUCUCGCAUGGCCAGUCUCUCGGUAUCGGACCCCAACCUUGCGCAACGCCCCAUGACCUCGCCUGCGCCGCGGAGACCCAAAAACAUGAAGGGUCUUUCCAUCCAACCACCCUUCAACUCCCUUGCUUCCUCUCUGGUUUCCGAGCCUUCCUCUCCUUCCUUCAUCAAGCCGACAAUUCCUGGCAUGAAGCGGAAGCCAAGCCUGCUCAGCCUCAAGACGAACACUUCAGAGUUGAUGAAUCGCACAACACUAGAGGUGCCCCCUUCACCUUCGGUCCCUCCCAUCCUCCAGCGCCGUGCAUUGAAGCAUUCCGCCUCGACCCCUCACAUGCUCUCUGGUCUGAAGUCCGCAACGUUUGGUCCAGCAGGGGGGAUGACAAUACCGACUGUAUUGGAGCGCAAUGAAUCUGGACUGUCGGAAUUUUUUAGGCCAUCGAGGCCAUUGGCACCCAGUGGCUUGAGCUCUACCAUCCUGGAGGAAGAGGCGCCAAUCAAGGCACAAGUUGCGAACAAGGCGAUAUACGAGGUUGACCCGUACCAUGAGGUGGAAAAUAACGAGGACCAGAAGUCGCCCGGCUAUCCCGAUGGGCCAGUAUGCAUUUACAACGAUAACGUUUAUUUGUAUCUUGAGCCCACCGCAGAGGAAGCUGCUCGCUUUGAUGUGGUCAUCAACGUGGCGCGCGAGGUCUCGAACCCGUUCAAGGUUGGGAUGGGAAGCAAGAGGGAUUCGAACUCCCAAGGGAGACCAGAUAUUGACUCCCCAGUACCUGAUACUGCGGCUACCACCUGUAGCUUUGCCACAGCAUUUGAGUUUAUCCCAGAAAGCGAUACUCCAACUACGCCUAAGGCUCAGUCUCUAAAGGAGCCAGAGUACAUUCACAUCCCAUGGGAUCACAACACGGAUAUUGGAAAUGACUUGAUGACGCUUUGCGAAAUGAUCGAUAAGAGGACUAAGGAGGGGAAGAAGGUCCUUGUUCACUGCCAGCAGGGAGCCAGUCGAUCGGCUAGUCUGAUCAUCGCCUAUGGAAUGUAUCAGAACCCUGAUCUCACUGUCAACGAUGCUUAUCAUGCCGCUCAGGCUAAAAGCAGGUGGAUCAGCCCCAAUAUGAGGCUGAUGUACUGCCUACAGGAUUUUCAGAAGGAAGUUUCAAAGAGGAAGUUGAUGACCUCGAGCUUCAAGCCACGCCUGGGAAGAAGCCCCUCCAGGCACAGGAUGACUUUGUCAGUCGAUAACAUCGACCUACCGGUAAAGCAAGAGCCAUUGACCGCGCCAUUACCAAGGGAGGAUGUUGCGUCGAAACACGCCACACCUAAUCUCAGUCCAACACGAGGCCGAGGGCACUCUACACCGAAGAGGGGAGAGCCAAUAUCGCCAGGUCCAUCAUCCGCUCCUUCGAGCUUUUCAUGGGCCAUCAAGGAAGACGAGAGGGAUCCUGGAAGAUUUGGUCGCUUCAACGUUAACUUGGGCAUCAAGUCUCCCGAGCCGGAUAGGGGAAGGCCAUCCACCCCAUCACCCCCGUUGAAAUCGAAACCUUCCCGCGGACUUUUUGCUCCCACGCUGGCAGAACCUCCAAAGUCACCUGGCUUUGGCCCACCUCUCGAGGCAGCCUUCUCCAAGCCACCACCAUCCCCGGGUUUUGGCGCUCAUCGGUUCGGUUCACAGGCAGGAUUCGGGUUUGUGCCGUUGACACUAGGAGCAGCGCCAACAUUGGCAGCGCCGCCAAAGCGCAAAGUGAGCAAGGAUGCUACGUCACCAGAAAGGCAUAUGGCUGUGGUGCGAGACUUUGAAGACGCCGCACUCAUGUCUCCGCGUGCCGAGACAAUGACAGCGAACCCUCUUCAUGAGCCCUUCGCGGGUAUUCCCGGCAUGCAAUUCGUGGAGGUGCCGCCCACGCCAGGUGAAGGGUUGUUCUCACCUCGGGAGGCACUGUUUCCCCGCGACACUUGCUAUCCAUUUGGGCGGCCAAAACAAGUGGCAGACCCUAGGAGUCCACCAACAAAGGGAGAAACCCCUAUUGUUCGGUCUAUCGAUGAACUGCUAUGAGAACGCCGGACAGUCUGAUCCAGUCUCUGCAGGGAAAAAUCAUCCUUUGUAUCAAUAUCAUUACUGUACUCAUUGGUUCAACAUCACUAUGCCAAGCAUUGAAAGGUGGCGUUUUUUUCUUCUUCUUUUUUUUUUUGCGAACUUUGUUCUUCUUGUUUUUCCUUGUGUGCUGGUGGUGUGGUUUGGUAAAAAAAGGGUAUCAAGGCUCGGGUCUGUGGUGUGGAAUGCGAUACACGUUUGUCCCGACCUUUUCGCUUCUGCAAAUUCCCCUUGAUUGGGUGGCCUACUUAUUCUUUUUUUUUCCUUUGUUUUUCAUGUUUGUUUGGGCGCUGUUAAGCCCUCUUCUAGGUUGUUCUUUUGUUUUGAUAGGUUGUUUGAGCCCGACAGGCACACACAGAGACACAGUGGGAGGGAUGGAAGGGCAUCGGGGCAACGGAUGUGUUCCGAUUUACAUGGUGAAAGAAAAGAAUGAAUUCACACUACUAUCUACUGGUUCAAUUGCAGUUCCGUGGCGCUUCUGUGUCUAGAAUACUAUGUGCACAUUUUGAACAUUUGAUGGGGACAAUGAAGAUAUGUCAAACAGUGAGUGAUCUGAACAUGAGAUGAAACAAUACGCAGAGAUUUGAUGGUAUAGACGGUAUUACAGAUCUACUCGGUUUAUCGAGAACAUGUUGAA
Messenger RNA from Neurospora crassa OR74A, 4371 nucleotides. RefSeq lists its product as hypothetical. The record is from RefSeq and is a predicted model, not a curated record. The transcript has a single exon. Gene Ontology annotation, biological process: protein dephosphorylation; negative regulation of MAPK cascade. Bases 1260 to 3695 code for a protein of 811 amino acids. Lineage: Eukaryota; Fungi; Ascomycota; Sordariomycetes; Sordariales; Sordariaceae. Gene Ontology annotation, molecular function: MAP kinase tyrosine/serine/threonine phosphatase activity; protein tyrosine/threonine phosphatase activity. Gene Ontology annotation, cellular component: nucleus; cytosol; cytoplasm.